AUGUCACACCACGCUGUUCAAGAUCUUCUUAGCAGAUUUUUAUCUGUCCCGAGGAAUUUCAGGCAUGUGCAAGAUCAACGAGGAAACCACUUUGGAUUCUCCCCAUUCGAUAGCGAUCAGCUAAGACAAGCCCAAAUUUUGAGUGACAACUAUUUUCGUAUCUCGAGAGAGAAUGUUUCCAACGAUCCAGUAGGAAAAGUAAUGGCUCAAGCGCAACAAGACGCUGAGCAAUAUGAUCCGGAAUUAGUUCGUUACGCUCUUAUGGUUUGGAUUGUCCAUGAUCCUGAGGCUCGCAAAAGAAACCUUAAAAUUCCACCAUUAGGUCAACGUGCUCCUCAUAUUGCUGUACCUAAACUAGUAAAUGCCGCUAUUGGUGCUCCAACAUCAACAAUAGCAGAUCCUCCAUUGACCAAUUUAGAUUGGUGGAGAGAAGAUCCUCAAUUAAACGAACAUCAUGAACAUUGGCAUAUCGUAUUCCCUGCUUUUCCCGUUAAUGGUGUAAGCAAGGAUCGUGAAGGAGAAAACUUUGCAUUUAUGCACAGACAGAUGUUAGCUAGAUAUGAUGCUGAACGCAUUGCAGUCGGUCUUCAGCCAGUUAAAGCAUUAUCCGACUUUUCUGAGCGUAUCCCUGAAGCAUAUAACCCCGACUCUGAUUUAGUAUAUGAUCCAAAUAACGCUCCAAAUGCUACUAACGUACAUUUUACACCUCGUUCCGUUGGAAGACAACUUACAGAUUUGGAAGAGGUGCUUGAGGAUAGUGGAAUAUCUUCUUUAAAAUUAAUUGAAACAAAUAAUUCAGUUAAAGGUCAUGAGUUACAAGUUACGAAUAUAAAAGUUAUAGUGAAUAAAAGGAAAAGAGGUUCAAAUUGUACUAAUGUAAAAAAGAGAACAAAUUAUGAAGAAUCUAGCUUGAUUAAUAGUAAUAAAUAUCCUUUAAGAUCAAUUGAAACAAAUAAUUCAGUUGAAGAUCAUAAGCUACAAGUGAUAAAUAUAGAUGUUAUAUCGAAUAAUAGAAAAAAAUCUUUGAAUCAUACUAAAGCAAAAGAGAAAAUAGAAAUUGAACCUAGUUUAAUCGAUAACAAUUUGUCUUCUAAAAAUAGUGCACAACAAAGAAAACAAGUAUCAAAUGCUUCAUUCUUAUUCUUAAUAAUUAAAAACACUUUAUCUUAUAAACAACAGUCAUUUUCAUCUAAAGCUUCGCCAUCUUUUUUGGUCAGAAGUGACUCUUCUGAAAGUAUAUAUAGUGAAUGA
This is a messenger RNA of Dentiscutata heterogama, 1251 nucleotides long. Lineage: Eukaryota; Fungi; Glomeromycota; Glomeromycetes; Diversisporales; Gigasporaceae. The record is from the annotation of a GenBank genome assembly.